CGGCCUCGAACCUUCUCGGCGGCGGUCGCACCAAGGACAUCAAGAACGAGCGCAGCACGGACCUUCUGGAGGGCAUCCGGAAGCUCCUGGACAUCCACACGGCCGCGCCUCAGCAGCACCCGGCCGCCGCGAACCACUCCCACCCCAAGCGCAAGCCGAAGCCGACGCUUCACGACGCCCUCAGAGGCGCCCUCGGCAAGGCCAAGUGUGACCAGGGACUUCUGGGCAAGCUUCGGUCCAUCCACCGGGCCGUGGACGCCGGCCACAUCACCCUCGGGGACAACGAGGCACCCCCGAAAGGAUCUCGGCGAGGCGCAGCCGACGGUGGCAGAGGGUGUGGCGGCGGCGCCUCGGCUGGCAAGGGCCCCAGCUCUGAGCAGCCCCCUGCGCCCACGGUCACGCCCCAUCGUCCAGACACAGCAUCCGCCUAUGGAGCUGGCAAGGGCGAGGAUACCGGGCCACCUUGGGCCCUUUCCCAACGCGAGUGGUCCCAGGCCACCGUCUCCAAGCAGGGGUUCGUGUUGGCCAAGCUGAGGAACGGGGAGCUCCCGUCUGCUGGCCACACUGCCUGCCUCGCCGAGUCGACGGACAUGGCCGACGAGAUGUUGGCCCUCUGGCGUGCGCACCACCAGAACGACACAGACGCCUCCUUGACAGUGGCCGUCGUGGCGACCAAGGAGGACUCCUGGCAGCCAGACGGGGCCACGGGCAUUUUGGCGCACCUCACUCUCGUAAAGCUGGACAAGCAGGCCGUGAAGCUGGUCAAAUACAUCAUGCUCGGCAAAGCCGUGGAGCCCCCUGCGAGCCCGACCAUCAAGGAUGUCAAGCAGGUCCCGAAGCGGCAGGGCACCGUCACGGUCCGGCUCACCGUCUUCGCCGAUUACCUGUCGGACAAGCUGUCGCUGUUCUCCGCGAACCAGGCCCUCAAGGUGGUGUGGCCAGCAGCAGGCAAGGGCAUGCUGUUCGGUUGUUGGCGUCCCAAUGGCACGAAGGGCAAGGAUCCCUUCUCGUACACCAUGUACGUCACUGGCACGCCGGCCCAAUGCAGCGAUCUGUUCAAGAUCAGCGGCAAGCACGGCGUUUUCGUCCAGCACCUGGCGUCCUUUCGUGACCAACGCCAUCGGACGACUGUGGCGUGGGUCGCCCGGCCUGCUGGGCUCACGCCGCUCGAGUACCGCGACCUGGCCCUCCAGGAGGGUAAUGGCAAACCACUCGUGCACAGAAUGGGGGGUGGCCCUGAUCUGGGCUACGAGCGCGGCGGCAUUGACGCACGACAGUGUCCUCCGCACAUCUGGCGAGCUACCACGCCGCGGUGGUGGCGCACGACCGACCUCGAGUCCUUCCUGGAGGCCAACGACUGGCAGCAAGUGCAGGUCCUCACGCACCUCAGCCCCGGCUCCUGGCGCGUCCGCGCGGGCGCCCGGCCGCUGGCAACGACCACGUACAGAUACGAGGCAGGCUUCGACGACGACAUGGGCCACGUCACCGUCCUUCCCCUGCCGCGCAAGGUGAAGUCCACCAGCGAAGGACGUACUCUCAGACAGCCGGACUUCCCGUGGCUGGACACGGAGGUCCCGGCAGCCCCGCCGCAAGGCGAUGCCCCCGCCCCGCCGGCGGGUGCAGCGGCUGCGGCGAGCGAUCCCCCUGGCGAGGGUGAUGCGCCCAUGCCCGCGGCAGCGCCAGCGGCGCCCCCUGCUACGGGCAAGGGCGCUGACCAACAGAAGAGGCCAGGAACCCAGAAGACGGACGGGUCUAAGAGGCUCAAGCUGGACGACAAGCAGAUCGUGCGGGACGCGAACUGCCUCUUGGACGGCAUGGAGAUUGUGGAGGCCGGGGGCCGUGGCGCGUGCGGCUACUGUUCCAUCGUCGCCGCCGGGAAGCUCACCCGCGACGCCUCCUUCAGCACUGCUGCCGUCGGCGCCAUGGAGAAGAUCUGGGUCGACGCGGGCACGCUGAGGGUCCAGACCGCCCAGCUCUUGAAGAAGAACUCAGACGUCUGGAAGCCCUACUGGGCCCAGGGCCCCAAGCAUAUUUCACACACAGGCCAUACCUUCGACGAGUACGUCGCGAAGUGCUCGGCCCCAGACUUCUGGAUGGACGAGUUGCAGCUCAACGCAGCGUCCGCCGAGCUCAAGCGCCGGAUAACCGUGGUCUAUCGCGACGGCAAGCAGGGCUGGGCCAGGCGCACAGUGGGCCACCAGCACAAGAGCAAAGGUUGGUUCGUCCUCCUCCUGGACGAGAGCCACUACCGAGCAGUCCGGCCGCCAACGGACGGAUUCCCAGCGAGCCUCUGCGAGGAGUUCGAGACCUACCUCGCCUCCUUCUUGCACACGUACCUUGCAAGGGAGCUUGCGGACGACGUCAAGCGGCUGCUCAAGCAGACGGUGGGUGCCCGCAGGCGCUGGGCUUCCCAACACCAGCAGGCCACGCCCGCCACAGUCGAGGCCCAGCGUGUGAUGCUGAACAGGGAUACGGAGGACCUCCGGAGGAAGUGCUACUACCCCGGCGACCUCUACGCCUGCCCGCGCGGGUGGCGGGCCAAGAGCACUCCGGCCGCAGCCCGUGCCAACGCGCGGCAGGCCGAGCGACAUUGGCGUUCCUGCCAGCCCGGCACUCGGUGGGAAGCCUUGGAUGAUGCUUGCCAUCAGGCUUCUUUGGCUCCAAUGCGUGAUCCUGCCAUCCAGGACCGCAAGGUAGCUAAGGCAUGGGAGCGUCACCAGACGCUGCGUGCCAGCAUGCCAGCGUCGAUCGCGCGGUGCGCCCACGACCUCGACGGCGCUACGGCGCAGAAGCUCCGCCGGGCCAAGGGGGGCAAGUCUACCUUCUACACGUGCCGCCGGUGUGGUGGCUCGUACGUGCUUGCCUCCGUGUGGAAGCUCCCAUGCCCAGCCAUUCCCCCUGCUGACCGCCCCACUUGCGUCGACUUCGAGCUGCAGUGCCGGGACGCUGGGUCAGCGAGGUCUUCGAGAGCCAUGGCCGUGGGCACGGCCAGGACAGCAGCCUCCCACCCCGGCCCUCCGCGCUUCCAGCGGCGGCCGCAGCAGUUCCCGACUGGCAUGGUCAUCUGGGGCUGCAACGUGAAUGGCCUCAAGGACAAUAAGCCCGUCGGCGACGCGGCUGCAACGAGCAAGUGGGCACGCGUCCAGGGCCAGGCCUUGGCUGCAGGCGCACACAUCAUUGGCCUCGUGGAGACCCACAUGGACAGCUUCACAGCAGACCGCUUCGGCGCACAAGCGUCCAUAGCUGGCUUCUCAUCGUAUUUGUAUUCUUCGGGUACAGCGAGGUCUCGGGGAGUCGCUCUUCUCGGACCUCCAGAACUACGUGCGGACCCGUGGGCGUGGGAGCCAGAUUUUCAAGGCCGCGUUGUCUCCGAGCUUCUCCACAGCCACGGCCAGGGCACCAUGUUGGUUGUCGUCAUCUACGCCGACGUUCACAGCCAGGAGCAAAGACAGCGCCUAUGUGCUGCGGUUGCCGCACGCGUCGCUGCCGCCGACCUUCCUGCAGUUGUUUUUGGGGACUACAACUGCGAGCCCAUGGACGAGGAGACCGCGUCCUUCGCUGGCAGUCUCGAUUGCGCGCACCAUUGCCUCCCUGGAGGAGAACCUGUGUGGCACCACACCCACGGCGACCGCUUCAUCGACUACGCCGUGUGCAGGCACCUCGUCGUCAACACCUUCGGCACCGACACGGCCAUUAGUGACCACAAGGCCAUCGUUUUCAGCGUGCAGCGCGAAACGGAGGCUCUCGUUCAGACAAUUCAGCGUUUCGUUCCUCUGGAGCCCCCGGCCAACCUGGAGGAGUGGGACAGCGACUGGAAGGACCAGAUGCACUAUUUCGAGGGCGCCUGGGACGCGGCAGAGGCAGCACGCGAUCCAGCACGCAUCGUUGGCAAGGCACUGCGCUGCGCCGCUGGCAGCGGGUUUGGCGUGGCUGCCACGGCCUGCGCCAGAGUGUUCAAGAACGACGGCUUCACCGUGUUCUUCGUCGCCUACACCACCUUCUGCACGGCCCCCGGGCUCGUGGCGAUGCUGGCCAUCGACAAAGGUCUGCAAGGCUUGGUCCGGGACGGCAUCCUACCGAGCAUUGGGGACAGCAGUCCAGCUGCUGCCGCCGCGGCCAUUUCAGCUAAAUUGGAGCAGCUCCACGCCGCCCACAAGGAAACCCGACUCCAGGAGUGGCGCCGCCGACAGCAGGAGGGAAACAUGAAGACCAUCUACACCUACGUGUCUGGGAAGAAGACCAAGCCUACAGCUGCCGCCCGGGGCACCAAGAUCCCGGCGGCCCUGCUGGCGCGGGCGCCACGAGUCGCCCUCGAGCUGCUGGGGCGCAUCGGCGAUCUCAUCCGCGACACAGGGAGGUGGCCGAGCGCUCUGAGGAGCCAGGAGGUGGCCAUGAUCCCCAAGCCGUCUGGGGAGGGCCUUCGCCCGAUUGGGGUCGCGCAGACAGUCGCCAGGGCCUUCAAGAAGAUUAUGGUUGAGAAGUACAAGCGCUGGGCCGAGCAGGUCCAGCCCACCAACGCCACCGCUGCCGUGCUUCUCGUCGAUUUCGCCAUCGACAAGGCCUACGAGGACGACGCCGGCCUCGUUGUCCGGCAGAGCGACCUCAGCAACUGCUUCACACGGCUACAGGCCGAGCUCGUCAUGCAGGUGGCCGGUCUCUUCGGCAUGCAUGACAAGGACGCCGUGUUCUUGUUCUCCGACAACAGUGCCCGCAACACUGUCGUCAAGGUUGCGGGGUACGCCAGCGACUCCAUGGUCCCGGGGCGUGGCCUCGCGCAGGGUGACCCGGGUUCGCCGCUCGGGGCUGCCAUCCUUGCCGGGGCGCACGCCAGGCGACUCGCCGCGGACCACGACAUCAUGUUCACCACGUACGUGGACGACAGGACCAUGACUGCCGACGCCCCGCAGGAGGUGGAGUCGGCCGCCGACACGCUGGCCUACCUCGACUGGCUCAGCGGGCAGGAGGAGGACCCUGGUAAGUUGGCAGUGGCCGCCGCCAACGUCCAGGGCGGCAACUACCAGAGCUACGUGGACGUCCUCGGCGUCCGUCUGGACCUCUCUGGGGCGAACCCUCCAGAGGCUGCCCCGCGGGCCCUGCGCCGAGCCCAGGAGCUGCUCGCGCGGCUCACGAGGAUCCAGCGAAUCAGCUGGGCGGCUCGCCUGCCACGGCGCCGGGUGCGGCAGGUCGUCCUGGCCAACAUCGGCAUCUUGCGCUGGGAUGCGCCGGCAACAGGAAGACAUGCGCCGUGGUGCGUCCUGCCCGACAAGACCCUCCAGGCCCUGCGGGCAGCCUUGGAGACAGCCCUCGCAGGGCGGCGCCGAUACGCCUCCUGGAGACACCGAGGGGCCGCAUGGAACGUAUCUCCCAAAGCGUGGAAGAUCGAGCCAAUGGGCGUGGCGUUGCACGCGGCCGUGGGCAUGCUCAAACGCACCCUCGGCGGCCCUCUGGAGGCCUUCGUCCGCCAGCGGUGGAGGCCGGCCCACCCGGCAGCUCGCCCGUCAGCUGGGUGGCUGUUGCGGACCCGCGAGCUCUUGGACUCCAUGGGCUGGCGCACGGCCCGUGACCCAUUCGAGGUGGAGAUCGGCGACCUGACCUUCUCCCUCACGAACACGACCCGCAGUGGGCUCGACCACAUGGUGCGGGAGGCCUGGCGCUCGUGCAUGAUGCAGGCCGGCGAGGCGAAAGUCAGCAAGCAAGACGUGGUCAACAUCCACAGCCUUGAUGGGAAAGUGCUCCGGGAUUUCCUGGACAGCUACGACAACGGCCCAGAUCACAGCUGGGCCUGGCGGUGCGUCGUCGGGGGCGAGCCCAGCCCAGACCGCCUCCACCACGUCGACAACGCUGUGGCCCAGGACUGCGCCGCGUGCCGCACCAGAGCCACCGCGAGACACAUCCUCUGGCAGUGCCCUGCCACCGAAGCAGUCAGACACAGUCGUGGCCUACGUCUGCCAGAGCUCGCCCCGGAGCUCCCCGAGCCUGAGCGUUCAGCCCUUCUGCUGAAUGGGUGGAUCCGCGCAGCGUGGGACGUCCCCGCCGGCGUGUCCAGCGACCGCAUUCUCGCAUACAAGGUCGUGGUCGUUCGUCCACAUUGCGAUCGUUUUCUCGCCGCCGUUUCUGGUGAGGCCUAA
Molecule: messenger RNA, 6128 nt
Organism: Prorocentrum cordatum
Lineage: Eukaryota; Dinophyceae; Prorocentrales; Prorocentraceae
Source: the annotation of a GenBank genome assembly